Messenger RNA from Eleginops maclovinus (Patagonian blennie), 3785 nucleotides. RefSeq names its product ganglioside induced differentiation associated protein 1-like 1 (gene gdap1l1). Lineage: Eukaryota; Metazoa; Chordata; Actinopteri; Perciformes; Eleginopidae. The coding region runs from base 27 to 1127 and encodes 366 amino acids. The record is from RefSeq and is a predicted model, not a curated record. The transcript is spliced from 6 exons.
UCUCCACACGCACAAAACGCUCUGUCAUGGCGUCUUCCAACCAUGUUACCCCCACCAACUGUAGCUGGUGGCCCAUCUCAGCCAUGGACGAAGACGGCAAAAUCACAGACGGGGAGGAGAGCGAGGAACCGACGGCAGAGCCCAAACCCUUCAACAAAGACAGGCUCGUUUUGUACCACUGGACGCAGUCUUUCACCUCCCAAAAGGUACGUCUUGUGAUCAAUGAGAAGGGUCUGGUCUGCGAGGAGAGGGAUGUGAGCUUGCCGCUGCAGGAGCACAAGGAGCCAUGGUUCAUGCGGCUGAACCUGGGAGAGGAGGUGCCCGUCUUCCUCCACGGCGAAACCAUCAUCAGUGACUACAACCAGAUUAUAGACUAUCUGGAGAAAAACUUUGUGGGAGAGACGGUGGCUCAGCUAGUUCCUGACGCAGACUCGCCUCUCCACGAGCGAGUGCAGCACUACCGUCAGCUGCUGGACGAACUGCCCAUGGACGCUUACACACACGGCUGCAUACUCCAUCCAGAACUCACCACCGACUCUAUGAUCCCAAAGUACGCCACCGCAGAAAUACGUAGACACUUGGCUAACGCUGCGACGGAGCUGAUGAAGUUGGACCAUGAGGAGCCACAGCUGACAGAACCGUACCUCUCCAAGCAGAAGAAGCUAAUGGCAAAAAUCUUGGACCACGAUAAUGUGAAUUCCCUGAAGAAAAUUCUGGGGGAGUUAGCCAUGGUUCUAGAUCAAGUGGAGGCUGAGCUGGAGAAAAGAAAACUAGAGUAUCAAGGUCAAAAGUGUGAGUUGUGGCUAUGUGGACCUGAAUUUACACUAGCUGACGUCUGGCUCGGAGCCUUGUUGCACAGGCUCAAGUUCUUGGGACUUUCUAAGAAAUACUGGGAGGACGGCAGCCGACCCAACCUGCAGUCCUUUUUUGUGCGUGUGCAAAAACGCUACGCUUUCCGCAAGGUCUUGGGCGACAUCCACACGACCCUGCUGUCUGCGGUCCUACCCAACGCCUUCCGGAUGGUAAAAAAGAAGCCGCCGUCCUUCUUCGGCGCCUCUUUUCUCAUGGGCUCACUGGGGGGCAUGGGCUACUUUGCCUACUGGUAUUUAAAAAAGAAAUACAUGUAGUGAAUGCCCUCUUGUUGUGUUAAAUGUCUGUGUAUUUGUGUGAUGUUUCAACUUUUCUGUAAUGUUUUAUGACUGCAGGAAAACAUAAUGAAUCUAUAUAGAGAACACUAUUACUUACCUGGGUGAACAAAGAAUAUUAAAACAUUCCAUGAUAAGAAAUUCUUGACAGCACAUUUUCUGGUAAUCAAGGCCUUCAUCGAGUUUGAUUUCUAGGCAACUUGCGGCCGGCGAGUCCUUGUUUGACUUUUGUUGAAGGCAUGCAUUGGGUCUUCUCAUACUUUAAAACGUUCAGAAGAAACCCAGACAAAAUGUUAAACACAGAAACACCAACAGGGUUAACUGACCUUCGCAUGCCACUAUUAUAGUCAUUACUCAUACCUGCUCUUCACUUCUCCAUCAGCCUGAGAUUUAGUCAGGAAAGCCGCAGGAAAAUGUCUCAUGACAAACCUUUCAGAAAAGUGCUGUGCUGCCAGAAACUGCCAGAGGAAAGAUGGAGGCAAACUGUUAGGGAGUAGUUUGACAUUUUUUGGUAUUUACUUUCUUCUCGAGGCGUUGAUGUUUAGACCGACAACACUCAUGUCUGUUUGUUAAAUAUGAAGUAAAAGCUAAUUUAGCUUGGCUUAGCAUAAAGACUGGAAGGACAGGUCACCAGUUUGCCCCAAAUAUGUCAAUGAUGCUCAAAGCUUGUUAGCAAAGUCUGAUUAGCUUAGCAUAGCAUAAACACUGGAAUGAGACCUAACAGCCAGCUUCAGUUCCCACCAAAUAGUUCAGUGUUGCUAAAAGCUAGUUAGCAAAGCCAGUUUAGCUUAGCUUAGCAUAAACACUGGAAUAGAAGCUAACAGCCACCCCAGUUCAUUACAGGCACAUACCCUGUUUUCAGUCUUCAUGCAAAGCUAGCACGCUUCUGCUGUAUCAUCUUUAACUCAGACAUAAGAAUCUUCUCAUCCAACUCUUGACAAGAAUGUCUUUUAAGUGCAUUUCCCUAAAAGUCAAACUAUUCUUUAAACUAACUGUUCACACUACACACAAUAAAACACAGACACACACUCGCAGUCAGUUUAUUUAGCGCACCACAGAUCACACACACACACUGGCUCACUGUCACACUGGAGUUCAGAUGUAACAAAAACGCUGGGUGUUUGAAAAGUUACACUUUGGCUGAACUGGUAGUACAAUUGUAAAUUCUGCGUCUCUGGCACAAUGGUGUUGAAUUAGGUUUAGGAUGUGUAUUAAAUUGCAUGGGUUACUUUCUUAUUGUGUAAGCGUUCCGUGAUGGGUGGACACUACCUGGAGGCAGAAUUUACGAUCACUACCGAACAUCUAAACCACAGAUUACUAAAUGUUCUCUUGCUAUUUGUAACCUUUGAACCACCUGCACUGUACGAUAUGUUGGAGACGGUCCCUCAGCAAUACUGAGCAAAGAGAGGAAAAUCACUGGAUUAAACUGCUGUUUGUUGCUGACUCCUCCUGACAGAUGCAAGAUUGUUUUUACAGAUAGAUAUUUUUAAUUAAACAUUGUCUUGUUUAUUUUACGGCACUGAAUUUUUAAAGAGCUCAAAGGUUAAAUAAGGGGAACAGGGGUGGAAAAGCUGACUCAUCUGAGUAUGACAAGGAAGAAGAAAAAGCCUUGCCAGCUGUCUUGUUGUUUGUUGAUGCAGUUUAAUUUUCUCACUCUGUUCACCCUUAAUGGGAGCCUUUCUGCUUUCCUCAUAGUCAGACCUCCAGGUUUUAACGUGUCAUAAUUCUGCUCCUGAACCCAGCUCUCUUUAGGUUUAACUCAUUAUGUGAGUUGUAAGCUGCUUUUGGUUUGGUGGCUGGUUUAUACAGGCAUUUCUUUUGCAGUUAUGACACACAGUGAAUAGUUUAUUUCUGUACAUACAAAGACUUGGAUAAUGAAGGGUCAUUUAUUUUUCAGUUAGGAUGCUCCCUGUUUUCUCCUGCUACGGACACUCGUCUCUGCAGGAGGUGAUUAGCAGCAGAAAACAAACCAAAGAAGAUCAAUGCUCCUUUAAUAGCGGCACCUCGUACGUUAAAUUAUAUAGAGGAAAUAAGAGGUGGGGGAAGCUGUAGUUCGUUGUGUUCAGUCUCAUGUUUGGAAGGUGCAGUAUAGCCAUAUAGAAUUAACUGUUCGGAAAGAAGAUGUGCAUUGAAGGAAACAGGGAGGUUGUUUGGUUUGUGAACUGUUCUUGCAUGAGCAGCAGUGAUGUAAAUGGAAUAAAAGAGGAGAUUUACAAAUAUAUAUAUCAGAACUAUUCAAAUUGUGACAUAAGCAAGUGGAAACAAACUUGUAGAGUUCCAUUUCCUGUUGCGACUCAAUCAAAAAGCUUAAUUGUUAUUUAUGUUGAUGCUUCACUCAUUUUGUUGAUGAACACGCAGCAGAUGACGUCAAAAAACCAGCCAAUCAUUGAACGCUUUUGAAAUCCUGCGAACACCUUUUUUGACUUCACUGCUUCUCCGACAUCGUGCUACCUGAGGGGCGGGAUCUUCUUUGAACGACACACAAAGAGUUCAAGUGGAGAAAUCCUAGUUGUGAUUUGUGGCCAUUAUAUUUCACUAUAGUAUUUUUUUAUUUCUUACUUUUUAUUUUUUAUAUUUCUAUAUAUGCAUUUAUUUAUGGUGCUUUUUAUGAUGUUUGUUCAUAAGCCUUAAUUUAUUCAG